Molecule: messenger RNA, 1339 nt
Organism: Castor canadensis (American beaver)
Lineage: Eukaryota; Metazoa; Chordata; Mammalia; Rodentia; Castoridae
Source: RefSeq, a predicted model, not a curated record
GCCGCCCGCCCCUACCCGCGUCCUCCCUCGCUCCCUGCGCAGCGGAAACAUGGCGGCGGGAAGAGAGUGAGCCGCCGGCGCCCCGCGCUGCCGCCGCCCGCAGAUGGAGAAAUUAACAUACAGAGAAACUGACUGGUCAGAGGUUGGAGCAAGCUGUUGGUGGAUCCAAGGAUAAAUCCCCAGAUUUUUAACUCCCUGACCAGAUUUUAGUCCAUUGACUAUGCAGCCUAGUGCAAUAGACUGGAAUGAUGUUAGAAAACACAAAUAUGGUCACCUAUCAGAGUCUGCAUCCCAACAUCAAGAAACUGCUGACAUCCUGGAGCUCGGUCAUUUUACCUGGGACAAAUACCUAAAAGAAACAUGUUCAGUCCCAGCGCCUGUCCAUUGCUUCAAGCAGUCCUACACACCUCCAAGCAACGAAUUCAAGAUCAGCAUGAAAUUGGAAGCACAGGAUCCCAGGAAUACCACCUCCACCUGUAUUGCCACAGUAGUUGGACUGACAGGUGCCCGCCUACGUCUGCGCCUUGAUGGCAGUGACAACAAGAAUGACUUCUGGCGGUUGGUUGACUCAGCUGAAAUCCAGCCUAUCGGAAACUGUGAGAAAAAUGGGGGCAUGCUGCAGCCCCCUUUGGGAUUUCGGCUGAAUGCCUCCUCUUGGCCUAUGUUCCUUUUGAAGACACUAAAUGGAGCAGAGAUGGCUCCCAUCAGGAUUUUCCACAAGGAGCCACCAUCGCCUUCCCACAAUUUCUUCAAAAUGGGAAUGAAGCUAGAAGCUGUGGACAGGAAGAACCCUCAUUUCAUUUGCCCAGCCACUAUUGGGGAGGUUCGGGGCUCAGAGGUGCUUGUCACUUUUGAUGGGUGGCGAGGGGCCUUUGACUACUGGUGCCGCUUCGACUCCCGGGACAUCUUUCCUGUGGGCUGGUGUUCUUUGACUGGAGACAACCUGCAGCCACCUGGCACCAAAGGUAAAGGCCCACCCACAGGCUCUUGAAACCAUACCCAGACAAUGAGGGAGAUCACCCAGGUCCAUCAUGGCCAGCCUAGGUUCAAUACCAAACUUCACUAAUAGACAGGGUAGGAACAAGGGCCAACAGCUUAGGUAUAAACCAAGACCUCCCAGAGAAAAAUCAUUAACAGUACAGAAUUAAGCAUCAAAUGAAGCCGCUAGACAAGGAAUGUGGGAUAAAGUAAAAAAAAAAAAAAAACUCGUGCUCUAAAUAUCCUGAUUUAUUCUCAAGCAGCCAGCUUCUUGCAUGCCUUACCUUAGGCUCCUAACCCAUUUCAAAGUUUGAAUAGUAUCCGUUCUCAAGGUAAAUAUCUUCCUUGAAGAGCUGUGUAA